This is a messenger RNA of Erythranthe guttata (spotted monkey flower), 948 nucleotides long. Its product is annotated as LEAF RUST 10 DISEASE-RESISTANCE LOCUS RECEPTOR-LIKE PROTEIN KINASE-like 1.3. NCBI's taxonomy places the organism in Eukaryota, Viridiplantae, Streptophyta, Magnoliopsida, Lamiales, Phrymaceae. Gene Ontology annotation, molecular function: polysaccharide binding. The record is from RefSeq and is a predicted model, not a curated record.
UGAAAAAUGAAACUACUGUACUUCUCAACUACAAAAAGUUUCACACUGAUUUUGCUCGGCAUAAUUCUGCCAUUUUCAAUCCUUAAUCUUCCUCCAAUUUCAUGUUUCCAAAACGAAACGCAAACGAGAUGCAGAGAUCUGUUCAACUGCGGCGAACUCACCGGAAUCGGCUACCCGUUUUGGGGCGGCGAUAGACGGGAGGAAUGCGGCUACCCGCGCCUACAACUUGACUGUGAAAAUGCCACAACCACCAAAAUAAAGAUGAACGGCGUAGAGUAUCGUGUUUUGGAGUUGAAUCCAGAAACUCAAAUAAUCAGGAUCUCCAGAAACGAUCUCUCGCGGAGCUUCUGCCAACAUGAAUUCAAAAACUCGUCUCUGGAUUUUGGGCUUUUCGAUUUCGCCGGCGGCGGAUACGUGAAUCUGACGUUUCUGUACGGUUGCCCGGCGCUGGUUUUACCGGUGCCGAACCAAUUCGACUGCCCGGUGAAGGGGAUAGCGGAGAGAAAUGGUUAUGUGGAGUUUGGGACGAUGCAGCUUCCCGGGAUGUGCCACGUCAGCGUCGUGGUUCCGGUGAGCUAUGCGUCUCUGGCGAAUUUCAGCGAUGUGAAGGAGGUGGUGGAACAGGGGUUUGAGGUGCGGUUCAAGGUGGUGGAAGGCGGCGGAGCGUGCGGUGAGUGCCGGAGUUCCGGUGGGGGGUGCGGGUACGACGUUGCGCGGAAGCAGUUCGUUUGCUUUUGUCCCGAUGAGUCGGUGGCGAAGUCGGAAACAUGUGUUGCCGGCGCGGUGGCUGUUGCCGAAAAUUACAGCCCUCUAGCAUCCACGACGGUGGUAGCACCCGCAGCAUCAGAAUCAGGUACAGGUACGCAUGUACAGAUGUACUUGUAUUUUUCUUUUUUUCUUUGUUUCUUUUUUUUUUAACAUUAAAAAAAAAUUAUAAUUAAAAAUUAA